AUGCCGCUUCACCCCGAGGCUUUCGGAGCCAUGCUUCCUCGGGAUAGUAACCAAAAAGAUGCCGGCCAGGAGCUCAUCGACCUUCUGAAAAACCCGUUCGUGGCUGACAAGCUUGCCACGACCUCCGUAUACUCUGCCUUGGCCACAUCCCUUGGCGUAACAGCGUUCAUUGCCAUAUGCUUCUCCUUUAUUCGUCCAUAUCACCAAGCUAUAUACGCCCCAAAGUCAAAACACGCAGACGAGAAACAUGCGCCGCCGCCGAUAGGAAAGGAGCCGUGGGCUUGGAUCACGCCUCUCUUGAACACGAAGGAGGUGACACUCAUGAAUCAGAUUGGCAUGGACGCGACUAUAUUCUUGCGCUUUACCCGUAUGUGCAGAAACAUGUUCUUGAUGUUGGCUCUCAUUGGUGUGGGCAUUCUUGUCCCUGUCAAUUUGACCAACUUCAAAGAUUUUGGGACUGCUUCGCGUCCCGAUACAACCGAGUGGAUGUUGAGGAUCACGCCUCGCAACGUUUUUGGCUCGCCUCAUUGGGCCUUGGUGGUCGUUGGUUACUUGUUCAACGUUGUUGUCAUGUCUUUUCUGUGGUGGAACUACCGCAAAAUUCUUGAUCUGCGCAGGAAGUAUUUUGAGUCGGAGGACUACCAAAACAGCUUGCAUGCUCGUACCCUCAUGCUUUUUGACAUUCCUCCCCAGGGACGUUCCGACGAAGGAAUUGCGAGAAUCAUCGACUCUGUCGUGCCCAACUCGUCGUUUGCAAGAACCGUGGUGGCACGAAAUGUCAAGGACCUGCCUGAACUGAUCGAAGAGCAUGAAAACACCGUCCGCAAGUUGGAAAAGGUCCUCGCCAAGUAUCUGAAGGACCCGCAGAACAUACCGGCAGCACGGCCAACCUGCAAGGCUUCCAAAAAGGACAGGUCCUUCGAUACGUAUCCGUCCGGACAACGACUGGAUGCCAUUGACUACCUCACACAACGCAUUCGGGAACUUGAGGUUGAGAUCAAGGAAGUCCGAAUGAGUGUUGACAGGCGCAGCACCCAGCCGUAUGGCUUCGCCAGCUAUUCGGAGAUUGCCGAAGCGCACAGCAUUGCGUACGCCUGUCGAAAAAAGAGGCCCUACAAAGCGACGGUGAGGCUCGCUCCUCGACCAACCGACAUCAUCUGGCGCAAUAUGCCUCUUUCUCGUGCCACACGCAGUCGAAGAAGGUGGAUCAACAACCUGUGGAUUGCCGUCCUGACUAUUCUGUGGGUUGCGCCCAACGCCAUGAUCGCCAUCUUUCUAGUCAACUUGAGCAAUCUGGGCAAGGUGUGGAAAGCUUUUCAGACGUCGCUCGAGACGAACAUUGGUGUUUGGGGUAUUGUGCAAGGUAUUGCCUCACCUGCCUUGACGUCGUUGGUUUACCUGGUUUUGCCCAUGAUCUUCCGUCGACUUUCAAGCAAGGCCGGUGACCAAACAAAGACGGGCAGAGAACGACACGUGCUGGGCAAGCUUUACGCUUUCUUCGUUUUCAACAAUCUUGUCGUCUUUUCCUUUUUUGGUGUCUUGUGGACCUUUGUUGCUGGGGUAAUCAAGGCCACCGAGGGUCAAAACGGCUCAAAGAAGGAUGCGUGGUCCGCCAUCGUCGAGGCGGAUCUCGCGCAAAACAUCCUCAUAUCGUUCUGCAACAAUAGCAUCUUUUGGGUUACUUACUUACUCCAACGACAACUGGGCGCGGCUGUCGACCUCGCCCAAAUAUGGCCACUCAUUGUCGCCUUCUUCCAAAAGAAAUUCUCGAGCCCAACGCCCAGAGAACUCAUCGAGCUCACAGCCCCGCCCCCGUUCGAAUAUGCCAACUACUACACAUACUUUCUUUUCUACUCGACGGUCACGCUUUGUUUCGGUACCAUUCAGCCCCUUUGUCUUCUCGCAACCGCCAUGUACUUUUCCAUCGACUGCUACCUCAAGAAGUAUCUGAUUCUGUACCGAUUCGUCACCAAAACAGAAUCCGGCGGGUUGUUCUGGCGAGUUAUUUUCAAUCGCAUGAUUCUCGGAGCCAUCCUCGCUAACGGCGUGGUGCUUCUCACAACCUGGGCCCGCGGGGACGGCACUCGGAUGCAGUUUUAUGCCGUGUGCCCGCUACCAUUCAUGUUGAUUGCGUUCAAGGUUUACUGCUCCAGGACAUUUGACGACAAGAUGCGAUACUACAGCACUCAAUAUUUGUCGCGGCACCCGGAAACUGGAAUGCAAGGCGAGUCUCGAAGCCGUGGCGACAAAUUAGCAAGUCGUUUCGGACAUCCUGCGCUCUACAAGCCCCUCAUUACUCCAAUGGUGCAUCAGAAAGCACAGAACCUCCUACCCUCCGUGUACCGCGGCCGACUGACAGACGGCCGCGACAGCGAUUGCGCCGAUUUGGCGACUGUCAGCGGUUACUCGGACAUGUAUGCGUUGGAUAGCAUGAAGGGCGGCAAACGGGGUAAAGCGGCAAACGCCGUGCCUGGCUUUGAAUACGUCUCGGACGCGCAGAUGGACUUCCAGUACUACAAGAACCGAGCAGAAUUCGCUGACGAACACGGCGGAGGCGAAAUAUACGGCAAGGGAAGCGACAUCAUGCGAGUAGGGACGCCAGGGUCGUUCGAUGACAUGGAUAGUAUCCGUUCCGCCUCACGCCCUGCCUCCCCUAUGAUGAGCGGCCUCGGCGGCCCAUCAAGCUCGGCUUGGCUUCUUGGGAGCUCCAAUGCCUCCAGAUAUUGA
This is a messenger RNA of Metarhizium album ARSEF 1941, 2727 nucleotides long. RefSeq names its product DUF221 domain protein. The record is from RefSeq and is a predicted model, not a curated record. Lineage: Eukaryota; Fungi; Ascomycota; Sordariomycetes; Hypocreales; Clavicipitaceae. Gene Ontology annotation, molecular function: calcium-activated cation channel activity. The transcript has 2 exons. Gene Ontology annotation, cellular component: plasma membrane. Bases 1 to 2727 code for a protein of 908 amino acids.